AUGGCCGACCGCUUUGCAGCCCUGAAGCCGUACUUCCCCAAGCUUGGGUCGCCGCAGACCUCGAACCCGGACAAGACGGAGCUCUCAUAUGAGCCCUGUCCUAACGGCGAUGGCAAGAGCGUGUACAACCCUCCGCGCGAGGGACGUUCGCACCACUAUGAAGCUCUCUACAAGGGCGAGAAGGAGGGAAGCGGCGAGAAGCCCUGGUGGGACUUCCACGUCUACCAUCUCCCUCUGAACCCGAACCACGUCAAGUAUGCACAGGAGCUGUACGAGGCCGUGCGCCGCGAGUUCCCAGAGCUGCGCGUGUACCGCCCGCUCGGUCCCCACCCGAUCCCCAUGUUCGAGGUGAACGUGUUCAACCCUCUGCAGCUUGGCGCGCUCAUGUCGUGGUUUGUCCAGAACCGCGGGCCGUGUUCUGUCCUAAUCCACCCCAACACGGGCGACGAUGUGAAGGAUCACACCACCAAUGGCACCUGGCUGGGGGAGAAGGUGCCGCUCGAUGUCGAUCUGCUCCGUGCCGUGGACGCAAUGCAGGCCGAGAAGAAGGAAGGGCAGUAG
Messenger RNA from Trichosporon asahii var. asahii CBS 2479, 561 nucleotides. RefSeq lists its product as uncharacterized. NCBI's taxonomy places the organism in Eukaryota, Fungi, Basidiomycota, Tremellomycetes, Trichosporonales, Trichosporonaceae. The transcript is spliced from 3 exons. The record is from RefSeq and is a predicted model, not a curated record. Bases 1 to 561 code for a protein of 186 amino acids.